Molecule: messenger RNA, 2619 nt
Organism: Lolium rigidum
Lineage: Eukaryota; Viridiplantae; Streptophyta; Magnoliopsida; Poales; Poaceae
Product: L-type lectin-domain containing receptor kinase IX.1-like
Exons: 4
Coding region: 1-2619 (872 amino acids)
Biological process (GO): protein phosphorylation
Cellular component (GO): plasma membrane
Molecular function (GO): protein kinase activity; ATP binding; carbohydrate binding
Source: RefSeq, a predicted model, not a curated record
AUGAUCACCGCUGACUUGAAGGGAAGCCCGGAGCCUCCCAUUUCUGAGAGGAUCCUGUUCUCCUUCAAGGCAUACAGCUGGGUGGACGGGCUGGCUCAUGCCCUUCAGGAGGGACUUGCCCGGGUGUGCGGACAAAACAUCGCCGCACUCCAGGGAUCCCGCUUCGCCUACUUUGCGAGACACGACACCAUGGGAGAGCCCAUGGCACUCUCUUCGCACCCGGUGCUCAAGAUUCAUGUGGAGCAUCUGGAUUUUAUGCUUCAUGAGACCCGGAAGGACCUGGAGCAGGCGCGUGGUCACACCCACCGCGCCCAGAUGGCUUUGGCUCACCAUGCCGACGCCAUUAGGAUGCUCGCCAAGGACCGCAGGUCACUCCGCCUACAGCGCGCCAAGAAGGAUGCCACUAUCAACCGUCUUCGCGAGAAGAUACGCACCUUGGAGAUAACUAUGACUCGCCCGAAUCGCAAUGCGAACCCAGAUGCAAUGAUGCAACUGCUGCAGACCCUGAUGACAGAUAGGGAGACUGACCGAGCUGAACGCCAAGCCAACAUAGAAGCCUUGCAGCAGCUGGCCAACAACAACUUUGGCCAUGGCAACCAUGAUCACCCUGGGUCCAAACUCAAGAACUUCCAGAACACAAACUCCCCUGUUUUCAGUAAGACUGAAGAGCCUUUAGAUGCAGACGACUGGCUGCAAACCAUGGAAAACAACCUUGAGGUGGCUGGAGUAGAAGCCAAUGAGAAAGUGCUUUUCGACCUUUCAAAUUCCGAAGCCCCCUGCGCCGUGGGACUCGUAUGUGAAGGCGGUGCGUUUCGCAACCCCAUGAUGGACAUGAACCCUCGGACCUUCAGCACAGGACGGGUAUCCUAUGCUCAGCCCGUGCGGCUGUGGGACGCCGAGACCGGUGAGCUCGGCAGCUUCACCACCACCUUCUCCCUCAGUAUCUACGCCGCGGACAGCGGAAGCAUGCUCGGUGACGGGGUCGCCUUCUUCCUGGGGCACUAUCCGUCGAGCAUCCCGACCAACAGCUGGGGUGGAAACCUGGCUCUGAUGGAUCUCAACAACAACAGGAAUGUGGUGGGCGACAGGAGGAUCGUGGCGGUCGAGUUCGACACUUUGGGGAACACGGACUUCCCUGACGUCAUGGGCAGCUACCACAUGGGCAUCGACAUCAACUCAAUCGUCUCCGUCGCAUACACCAAUAUAAGCAACGAUCUGAGAGCAGGUGAUGUGAUGACCGCCAGAAUCAGCUACGACAACGUCACGCAGGUGCUGGCUGCCGACCUGCGAAUCGGCGGCACCUCUUACCACGUCAACGAGACAGUUAACUUGAGGCACAACUUACCUGAGGAAGUGGCGGUAGGCUUCUCCGCAUCAACCGGCCUGGCAAUUGAGGUAAACAAGGUGCUGUCUUGGACGUUCAAUUCCACUCUGACAGGAACAGAUAAGAGGACUCGACGGCCCAGAAAUAAACUGCUUGCAGCAGCAAUACUACCCCCUGCAAUAUUUAUAUUGGGUGUAGUGCUCCUGUGUUUCUGGGUAUGGCGGCUGAAGGCGACGAGAUGGAAGAAAUCCAACGGCGCUGACGAAGAUAGCGGGCCUGAGGAAGAAGACGAGGAGGAGGCUGAAUUUGUGCGAGGGGUGGGACCCAAGAGAUAUGGUUACCGGCGGCUAAUGGAUGCAACAGGCAACUUUGCGGAGGGAAACAAGCUCGGGCGAGGGGGGUUCGGGAGCGUAUAUAAGGGCGAGCUCGCCGAUCAAGAUGGCCUUGUGGCGGUCAAGAUGCUAUCGCCGGAGUCGUCUGGUCAAGGAAGGAAGGAGUUCGAGGCCGAGGUCAAGAUCAUAAGCCAAUUGAGGCAUCGGAACCUUGUGCGGCUCCUAGGCUGGUGUGAUAGCCAAAGAGGACUCCUCCUUGUUUAUGAGUGUGUCGCAAAAGGAGGCCUCGACAGACACAUCCAUGGCACUGCCACAUGCUUAACUUGGCGCCAGAGGUACAAUAUUAUCCUUGGGCUGGGAUCUGCACUACGAUAUCUACACGAGGAGGUUGAGCAAUACGUGGUGCACGGCGACAUCAAAACAAGCAACAUAAUGCUCGACUCUUCUUACAACGCCAAGCUAGGGGACUUCGGGCUGGCGAGGAUCGUCGAUCCUUUAACCGGGCCGCAUACAACUCGCGUUGUUCUCGGCACUCCGGGUUACAUCGAUCCCGAGUUCGUCAGCACGCAACGGCCGAGCGCCGAGUCAGACAUGUACAGCUUUGGUGUCGUCGUCCUGGAGAUCAUCUCCGGACGGCGUCCAGUGACCAAGGUGCGACAAGACGGCGAGGUCAACAUGUUGCUGGAACAGGUCUGGGAUCAGUACGGGGAGAAAACCAUUCUUAAGGCAGUAGAUGAAAGGUUAGUGGUCCGCGAUGAGCUAGGCAAGCUGCAGAUGGAGCGUGCGCUCGUAGUCGGGCUCUGGUGCGCCCACCCCACGAAGAGCGAGCGGCCAUCCAUCGGAAAGGUCAUGCACGUCCUCGCGUGUUUUGAUGUGCCCUUGCCAGCGCUUUGGCCACAGAUGUGUAACGACAAUACCAGCUGGGCAACACACGACAACUCUCAUGAACAUAUGCAGGAGUGA